Molecule: messenger RNA, 3369 nt
Organism: Lactuca sativa (garden lettuce)
Lineage: Eukaryota; Viridiplantae; Streptophyta; Magnoliopsida; Asterales; Asteraceae
Product: katanin p80 WD40 repeat-containing subunit B1 homolog KTN80.4
Biological process (GO): microtubule depolymerization; microtubule severing
Cellular component (GO): katanin complex
Molecular function (GO): microtubule binding
Source: RefSeq, a predicted model, not a curated record
ACAGUGGGGUCGGCUGCAAAAGCAUAAGCAUGAUAUGCAUUCAUUUGAGUGGUUUUCCCUCUCAUUGCUCAUGAAACUAAUAAGGUAGGUAGGUAGUAAAAAAGACAUCUCAAUUGUAGUAGUAAAAUUUUUCUUAAAAACAAAUUAAAUCAACUGAAGUUGAAAUGGGGUUUCAGAGAUCUUGAAAAAACUUGAAAGCUCCUUCUCCCUCCCUCCCUCCUUAUUUUCGUUUCUUUCUUCACAAAUUUGAAUGGAAAUGGGAAUGGCUUCGCUUCUUCUCUUCUGAAAGGGGAAUCUUGUAGCUUUUUGUUCUUCUUCCACAGAAUUUUGAGUUGUCAGUAGGGGUUUUGUUCAAACGAGAGCCAACUGGCAUUAUUUCGUUCUAGGGUUUGAGAUCUUUUAUCUUUUCAAAAAGGGGAAGUUCGGAAUACCCAGAAAAUGUGUAUGGAUAUGGAGAUCUGGGUAUUUUGAAAGCAACGGUUAAUGAUUGUGUUCUAGGGUUUUCUGCGUUUUCAUCAGAUUCUUGAGAGAGUCUCUCAUGGCGACCACAAAGCGUGCUUAUAAGCUACAGGAAUUUGUAGCUCAUACUUCGAGUGUGAAUUGCCUCAAGAUUGGUAGGAAAUCUUCAAGAGUUCUUGUUACUGGAGGAGAAGAUCACAAAGUUAAUCUAUGGGCUAUUGGCAAACCAAAUGCCAUACUGAGUUUGUCUGGACAUUCAAGUGGAAUUGAUUCUGUCAGCUUUGAUUCGUCUGAAGUGUUAGUAGCUGCUGGAGCAGCAAGUGGUACAAUUAAGUUGUGGGAUUUAGAAGAGGCAAAAAUUGUUCGCACUCUUACUGGUCAUCGAUCAAAUUGCAUAUCCUUGGAUUUCCAUCCAUUUGGGGAGUUUUUUGCUUCUGGAUCUUUGGACACAAAUCUAAAAAUAUGGGACAUAAGAAGAAAAGGGUGUAUACAUACCUACAAAGGUCACACACGUGGGGUCAAUGCAAUAAGAUUUACACCAGAUGGUCGUUGGGUGGUAUCUGGUGGAGAAGACAACAGUGUAAAGCUAUGGGAUUUAACUGCUGGAAAGCUUUUACAUGAUUUCAAGUUUCAUGAAGGCCAAGUUCAAUGCAUAGAUUUUCAUCCACAUGAGUUCUUGCUUGCUACAGGAUCUGCUGAUAAAACCGUUAAAUUCUGGGACCUUGAGACUUUGGAACUCAUAGGUUCUGCUGGUCCAGAGACUAGUGGAGUACGUUGUAUGACAUUUAAUCCUGAUGGGAGAACCCUGCUAUGUGGUUUACAUGAGAGUCUAAAAGUCUUCUCAUGGGAACCAAUCAGAACUCAUGAUGCAGUAGAUGUAGGAUGGUCAAAAUUGUCAGAUCUUAAUAUGCAUGAAGGAAAGCUUCUAGGUUGUUCCUACAAUCAAAGCUGUGUAGGAGUUUGGGUUGUAGAUGUCUCGAGAAUUGAACCAUAUAGCAUUUCCAAGAUAAAUGGUCAGCAAGAACAAAGUGGCAACCUUUCGAUUCUGUCCGAUAAUACUUCAAAGUCAAGUUUGAACAGGCUUUCAAUUUCACAAAGUUCAGAUUCAAUGAAGGAGCCAAAAUCAUUGGGGAGGCUUUCAGUUUCUCAAAACUCAGAACAAACAAACAAAGAUUCCAAAACCUUUUCAUCUACGGGAAAUGCACCUGCUAUUUCUCAAAAGAUGUAUCCAAAUGUUGUUCAAAAGAUCAGUCCACCUGCUUCAGUUACUGUUCCAAGUGCACCUGCAACUUCAAAAAGAAGUGUUACAAAGAACCAGUCAACACAAAAUGUGUCAACUUUCAAUAGGUUAGAUGUUGCUCCUGUAAUUGUGCCUAGAAACAACAGUAGGUCAGAACAGAGUGGUGAGUUAAGAAGAGAGGGUAUUUCUGGAAGAUUAAUGCCAACAAUGGUACUAUCGAAAACAUCUGAUUCUAGAAAGUUCUCGAAUGCAAAGGAUGAAGGAGAGAAGCCAUUAGCUUCUGGACAUUCUGUGAGUGAUUUAAGUGACACUGAGUCAAGUCGAGUUGCUGAUAGAAGUGGUUUUACUUCAAUGAAAGAGUCUGGUUUUGGGAAUCCUGCAAAGGAGACAAGUUUUGAAGAUGACAGGAGUUCUGUUUCUGGAAAGGCUGAACAAAAUGUAGUGACAGAAUCGCUUCCGAGUUAUCAGCCUGAAAUCUAUGAAGGACGCCUACAACGACCACAUAGAGAUAAUUAUUCUAUGGAAAGCAAACGAAGAGGAAGAACACGCACACUUGUUUCUACUUGGGACAGAAAAGAAAGAGCACCUUAUCAUGACACUCUUCCUUCCAGAAGCCUCUCUGAUAGCGUCUCUGUCUCUGUCUCUGCUGUCAACACACUGCCAAAUCCUGUGAAACAGUUAUCUGAAUCUAGUGCGAAGGAAGCAGAACCUCUCACAGAGGAGGAUGCUAUUGUAGAUAUAAUGGGACGACAUGAUCAAUUCGUAUCUUCAAUGCAGUCUCGUCUAGCCAAACUACAGAUGAUCCAUAGAUGCUGGGAUAGGAAUGAUAUUAAAGCAGCAAUUAGAGCAAUGGAGAGAAUGGCUGAUCAUUCUGUGACUGCAGAUAUAGUGAGUCUUUUGACAGAAAAAAUGGACACCAUCACAUUGGAUAUUUGUUCUUGUCUACUACCUCUCCUCACAAACCUCCUUGAAAGCGACAUGGAUAAGCAUCAAGGAUUAUCACUAGAAUUGCUGCUAAAGCUGGUGAGGACAUUUGGUUCACUCAUAUAUUCAUCUUUACAAGCAUCAGCCUCUGUUGGUGUUGAUAUAGAAGCAGAACAAAGGCUGGAGCGUUGCAACCUCUGUUACGUGGAGCUUGAAAAGGUCAAGCGUUGCUUGCCGCCUCUAACUAGAAGGGGGGGAUCGAUUGCCAAGUCAGCACACGAGUUGAAUCUUGCACUACAAGAAGUGUCAUGAGUUUGGGUGAAACUAGAGUUUUUUGUUUUUUGUUUUUUUUUUUACUCGGUUGCUUUUUAGGAUAGGGAGUUUGAAGAAUUCUUUCUUGGCCCAUAUGCACUUGUGCAGAAGAUGGGAGGGAGAUUUAUGUAAAUUUGAUUCUAUGCACUUGUGCAGAAGAAGAGCAUUAUUAUUAACCACCUGCCACAUGCAAAGUUGCAUACCAACCAAUCAAAGGGAACAACUCACUAAUCAACAUGUAUCCAUCCAUAUUCCAUACCCAAACCCAAACCCAAACCCAACCCAACUUAGUAAAUAUUUUCGAGUUCAUGUGUCUUUUUGGAGUGAGAGUUAAUCCAUUGGUUUAUUUAUGUUAUACCAGUUGGUCAAUUACUUGAAAUGUAUUUGAAUUGUGUAACUUGAUUGUAGUAGGCAUGAAUUUCUUAAGUUGUGAA